Messenger RNA from Brassicogethes aeneus, 1017 nucleotides. NCBI's taxonomy places the organism in Eukaryota, Metazoa, Arthropoda, Insecta, Coleoptera, Nitidulidae. The record is from the annotation of a GenBank genome assembly.
UUACAGUGACUUAGUGAUCGAAUUAAAAAUGAGAGCCAGUAUCGUUUUUGUUUUUGCUUUAUGCGCUAUAAGCCAAUCAAUGGCUCUAAAAUGUUUAACAUGUCGGGGAGAGACCUGCAGGCAAAGGCUUGCAUUUGUGGAAUGCAACUCAAACCAUUUUGAAAGUCUUCCAAGUAAUGUUAAAAACAUCAACAUCUUAAACACUGAAGGAGAGUUCCAAUGCAUUGAAGCUGAAUAUAGAGAAAACGAGAAACUAGAAACAUUAAUGCAAUGUAGGUCAAGCAAGGUUACUUUGGGUAAAACUCCAAUGGAAGAAGAAAAUACCGAAGAUGGUACCAAAGAUGAUCCCGAAGAUGGUGCCAAAGAUGAAACCAAGGAUGAAACUAAUGAUAAUACCGAAGAUGGUACCAAAGAUGAUCCCGAAGAUGGUGCCAAAGAUGAGACCAAGGAUGAAACUAAUGAUAAUACCGAAGAUGGUACCAAAGAUGAUCCCGAAGAUGGUGCCAAAGAUGAGACCAAGGAUGAAACUAAUGAUAAUACCGAAGAUGGUACCAAAGAUGAUCCCGAAGAUGGUGCCAAAGAUGAGACCAACGAUGAAACUAAUGAUAAUACCGAAGAUGAAGCCAAAGAUGAAACCACACCGGAACCAACUGAUAGUACCACACCGGAUCCAACUGAUAGUACCACUCCAAACUCAGUUGAUAGUACCACACCAAACUCAGAUGAUAGUACCACACCAAACUCAGAUGAUAGUACCACACCAAACUCAGAUGAUAGUACCACACCAAACUCAGAUGAUAGUACCACACCAAACACAGAUGAUACUUCAUCAACAAUCCCAGACGAUAAUGGGGGUUCUAAAACAGGUUCUGGAAGCAUGGUUCGAUCAUUUUCCGCAAUGGUCUGUCUUGCAAUCGCAUUAGUCAAUAUUUGGUAAAUAAACAAUAAUUUUGUAUUAUGUUCAUUCAAACGCUUUAUAGAAAAUAAAUAAGACUUUUUAUUUAACAAUGUGUACAU